AUGAGCUUUCGGAAUUUUGAUCAUCACUCUUUGGUUUAUGCACAACGAUCAUCAGGUCAAAAACGAAUAGACUUUGAAAUGUCACAAUCAUACGGGCACUCGGUCAAUGAUGGCUAUCAAAGAGUGAUUCAUUCUGGAGCUCGGAAUGUCAAUAAUAUGGAAACAUCGUUUGGAGCACAUUUUAGAAAUUGUUGGAAUAUGUCUCAAAGCAUGAGUAAUCAGUUGCCCUUUACACGUUCCAUGGUCACUGAGCAGUGGAUUCCGAGUUCAUUUGGAUGUUCCAAUAUUUCACUAUGGACGAAAUAUGGAGUUCCGAAAUAUUGGGCCAAUACCGAAGUUGAACCUUUGUUUUACUCGAGUUUUAUCUAUUUUGAUAAUUCGGGAGAGAGUUAUGAUUUGUGUUCAAAAGUUGGAAAUUGGGAGAAGAAAUUGAAAUUGUCAUGUGAUGAAAUAUUGUGUGGAAGUGUUGAAAAUUUGAGCGCAUUCGUUCAAGAAUUAACAGAAAAAGAAACAAACAUCUUUGAUUGGAUCAAUUAUUGUCAAUACUGCUCGAAAAACAACACAUUGAGGUCGUAUCAACAAAAAUUGGAACCUACUCGAGGAUGUUUUCCAAAAGACAAGACAGUGAAUGAAAUGAUCAAUCGAUUUCCAAGCUCCCUUACGUUUUGUGGAAAUUACGAUUUUGGAAUACCUCUCAUUAUUAACACGAGUGCUCUAGUUCCAAACGUUAUACAAAACAACCUAAAUUUUGCAUAUAUUUGCUAUUGCAGGGACAAUUUAUUCACUUUCAAGUGUGCCGGUAAUGAUGUCCAAUAUGCAACGGGUCAGGCCAUUUCCUAUGGAUCAUUUGCCAUUCAUGCAUUUUCAUUCAUACUGACCUUCACAUUGACCUUCCUACCGAAAUUGAAAUCCGUGAUUAAGCAACGAAAAUUCUUUCGAUUUGUGACCAUUGCUGUGGUAUUGUUCACUGAAAUUAUUCUCUCACUGACUUUUACACUCUCUGCAGCAUGGGCAACCAAUAUUGUGACCACCAUUCUUGGAAACACUGCUCUUUCAUUGGUGUUUUUCACACUGUUUGCAUGGGUCGCCUAUUGGGUUCGGUUAGUCCUUUAUGUGAAAACUAAAAAAACCACACUUGCCAUCCUAUUAUAUAUUGGCUUUGGAUUGUUAUGGCUGAUCGUUGGAGUUGUAAUACCAUGUAUCAUUGGUGCAUUAGGAAAUUCAUUGUACGAAACUGCUCAAUUCUAUGCAAUCUAUAUGGGUUCCUUAUCAUUGAUAGCAUGUAUUAUAUUUGUUUCAACUUCCACCUGGAUUUAUUGGGCCAUGAAAAAAGUGUCGGAUGUCAACAUGUUGAACACAUCGUUCAUCCGAUUUGUCAUUUACUCCUCCAUCUCCACUCUCGUCCUCUCCAGUGCCUAUCUAAUCAUGACUCAGGUGGCAGGAGCUUUCUUCAUUGGAGUGCUGUCUGGAUCCUUUAGCAUUGUCACUCACGUUUCCAUUGCCUCAAUUACUUUGGGCCUCACAUAUAUGGAAUUUGAAAAGGAAGAAUUUAUGGAAUUUUAUGCAUGUUGUUGUCAUUGUUGUACUAACGAGAAACGAGAUUCCACUCCUCCAACCGAUCAGCACAGCCAUUCCAACAAGGAUUAUUCAACCUUUUAUGGAGAUGAAGAUCCAACGAGUACAAGUAACACAGGUAACACAUACUAUUCCAAAAUGCCUAUCAAUGACUCGGAUGACUAA
This is a messenger RNA of Naegleria lovaniensis, 1740 nucleotides long. RefSeq lists its product as uncharacterized. NCBI's taxonomy places the organism in Eukaryota, Heterolobosea, Eutetramitea, Acrasida, Naegleriidae. The transcript is spliced from 2 exons. The coding region runs from base 1 to 1740 and encodes 579 amino acids. The record is from RefSeq and is a predicted model, not a curated record.